Microdochium trichocladiopsis is the source of this 381-nucleotide messenger RNA. RefSeq lists its product as uncharacterized. The record is from RefSeq and is a predicted model, not a curated record. The transcript has a single exon. NCBI's taxonomy places the organism in Eukaryota, Fungi, Ascomycota, Sordariomycetes, Xylariales, Microdochiaceae. The coding region runs from base 54 to 344 and encodes 96 amino acids.
UUGCGGUGGAGGUGGUGGUGGUGGCUGCGGUGGUGGAGGCGGUGGCUCUUGAGAUGUCCUUCGUCUUGUGCUCAUUAUGCUUGCGUUUCAUAUUGUUAUCUUCCGCCUGUCACCUAUUUCAGAUGCUCAAUACCCUCGAAUGUUUGUUUGGUUCCAUUCAAAAACGUCCUCCAUCACUCUACUUCAAGAUUGAUCACUCGUUCGGAAGGCCGGGCAUGGCAGUCCUUGCAGUCAGUUGUACAGUCCGAUCAAAUAGUGACGUCUUCGGGAAAAAUGCCUCAGUGCAUGGCGGCGAACAGUCUCCUGAAUUUGAGCGGUCAUUCGUUUUCUCAGGUCGUACUUAACCAUAAUACAGCCAUGCUGGGCCUUGUGUAAGUCGAG